Moneuplotes crassus is the source of this 1021-nucleotide messenger RNA. Lineage: Eukaryota; Ciliophora; Spirotrichea; Euplotida; Euplotidae. The record is from the annotation of a GenBank genome assembly.
AAUUAUGGAAAAAGAAGUAAGGGUCAAGGUCCAAUACCUUGAUAGCCUAUUAAAACAAUUAAUAAAUCACAAGAAGAAUACGCGAAAGAACUACAGAGAUGACGUGCCUGCCAUCUCUAAGAGAUUGCUCUCAGAACUUGAAGGAAUUUACAAGGAGCUCAAAGAGAAAAUUUCGAAAGACUCAAUUUCAGACAUUGGUGAAAUUGAGUGAAGUGCCUUCACACACCCAAAUAAGCCUCCAAAAAGAGUAUAUAAAUACAAGUUUCAACGGGAUUGGAAAUUACAUAGACAAGUGAGGAAAUUUGAGAUAGUAAAAAAUAAAAUUGUCAAAGAGUGACAGGGAAAAAUUCCAACUUGUCUCAAAAGUGAGUCUGACAAAAGUCUCACUUCAAGUCUUGGAAGUCCUAGGUCAUCCAUUGGAAUUAAAUAUAUCCCUGAUCAACCUUAUGAGCGGUUGGAAGAGUCUUCACCAGUUCCUUUACUUGACUUCGUAGUGAUUGACCCAGAAGUACAAGAAUUAAAAAAUGAAUAUGAAAACCUUGAAGCAGCAUAUGACGUGAUCCAAGAUUUCGGUGAAAUUCAACUUGAUAUCGAAAACCAACUUAUAAAAGGAAAAAACAAGCUACUUAUUACAAAUAUUGAAGCUCAGAGUGCAGCAAAAGAAUCAGGGAUUGCUCUUAAAGAAGUUGAAAAGGCAACAAGUUCCAGAUGGAGAUGGCUUCCCCUCAAAGUUGCAGCUGCAUUUGGAUUUUUUGGAGCUAUAGGCGGUGGAAUUUUUGGUAACCUACCUGGUGCAGCUAUUGGCUCUGCUUCAGGAACUGCUUUUGGAGGCGCAACAGGAGCUCUAAUAAGCAAAGCUAUGCAACAUCAAGCUAAAAAAUUUCAUCCUGAGUCUCCAUCUCUUCUCAAUGAAACAGAUGUCUAAUAGGAUAAUUAGGGAGUUUUCCUAGACUAUCUCUUUCUAAAUUUAAAAUUUCUAAUUUCUCCUCACAUUCUUAUUAAAAUAAUUCUACUUCCUUCA